AUGGAAGAUGAUACAUUAGAUGCAUUAAGUCGCCUUUCCCUUGAUUUACUAAACUUUCUACAAACGCAAGAUUAUGAGAGCUUACUUAGUAUCACAGAUUCGUUUCCUGAAUAUUAUUCUAGAGGAAAUCAAUUUGAUGUUAUAGUAAGAAUUGAUGGUGAAGAUUAUUAUUGUAAUUCGGAUGUAUUAAUUUCACGGUCAUCGUAUUUUCGAACCGCUUUAUCACAUAAUUAUGCUGUUAAAGAAGGUUCAUAUAUCAUUUUAGAGGAAGAAAAUAUUUCUCCGGAUACAUUCAAAACAUUGUUAAGAUAUUUUUAUCAGGGAGAGAUUAAUUUGAAUAAGUUAGAAGGGGGACUUUGCGUUAAUUUAUUAAGAGCAGCGGAACAUUUUAGACUUGAAGAAUUUAUUGAAGAUUUACAACGACAUAUGAUACAUAAUAAAACCUUGUGGCUACAACACAAUUUUAUAAGAGUUGUUAACGGAGUGUUUAUAAUUGAUGGAGAUGAACGCAUAAGACAUCAUUUGGUUCAUAAGAUCAAUGAUAAUCCAUGGUAUUUAUUAAAAUCAGAUGAAUUGGGCGCGUUAAGAUUAUCAUGUUUUUUAUCAUUAAUGGAGGAUGAAUGCUUUAUAGUUAAUCAAGGAAUCGUGUGGGACAUAUUAAUUAGAUGGGGGAUACAACAAAGUUCAACAUUAAAACUUGGCGCUCCAAAUUGGAUUUAUGAAGAUUGGAUGACAUUAAAAGAGGCUGUUAAAGAUUUGAUUCCUCGAGUUAAAUUUUCCAGAAUAUCACGUAAUGAUUAUUAUGGAAAGAUCUUACCUUUUAACAAGAUAAUAUCCGUAAAAGAAGCGAAUUUAGAGGACGAAGAAGUAUUAAUUUGUUAUCUUAAUAAAGAUGUUGUAUCCCCUCAUAGUAAAUUAUUAAGACAAAUAUUUUUGGAUGAUAGCUCUAUAAUAAAUCAUUUUCAUGCAAAUAUCAUACUAAAAUGGAUUAAUGAAGGUAGACAAGGACACGAAAAUUUUUCAUCUCAUCCAAAAAUCAGUAAAUCCUUUUUUAAUUUUUUUUGUUUUACAAAGAAACGACGACAACAAUGUAAAUCACAACCGUCGAUGACAUAUCAAUUUAAGUUAUUAUUUCGCAGAAGUCGUGAUGGAUUUCCCGCAGAUGAUUAUCGCAAAAAAUGUGAUAAUUUACCAAAUACUUUAGUUAUAGCAAAAAUUCAGGGUUCCAAAGCUAUCGUUGGUGGAUUUGCCCCGAGAGGAUUAGAUUUAGGAUUUCUUACAUUAUAUACUCCCGCAAUUGAUUCCAGUUUUUUAUUUAAUUUUAAAAGUGGUGAUCCGUCAAUGGAAAUGGAAAAUACCAUAUUAUGUAAAAUGCGUUCAGAUAGAGAAAUUGAAAGUGAAUACAUUCCUUAUUUAUGGACCGGUCCUAGAUUUGGUGUAAAAGAUUUGGCCAUUGAUUUACAUAAAAUGAAAGCUAUAUCUGUUCCUCAAUAUUAUGACUACCCCGUUCAUGAUUCUAAAGAAUUUAAUAUUGAUGAUGUUGAA
This is a messenger RNA of Funneliformis mosseae, 1545 nucleotides long. The record is from the annotation of a GenBank genome assembly. NCBI's taxonomy places the organism in Eukaryota, Fungi, Glomeromycota, Glomeromycetes, Glomerales, Glomeraceae.